Messenger RNA from Athalia rosae (coleseed sawfly), 3661 nucleotides. It is a transcript of the gene net, whose product is annotated as transcription factor Atoh8. The record is from RefSeq and is a predicted model, not a curated record. The coding region runs from base 1935 to 3023 and encodes 362 amino acids. Gene Ontology annotation, molecular function: protein dimerization activity; DNA-binding transcription factor activity. NCBI's taxonomy places the organism in Eukaryota, Metazoa, Arthropoda, Insecta, Hymenoptera, Athaliidae. The transcript is spliced from 2 exons.
GCGUAACAAUUCCGCGCUAAUCGAAUUCAAUCGAGACUCUCGAAAACUGUUACAGUCGUUCGACUCAAUUAACGGGUCUCUUCUAGCGGUCGGUAAAUGACGGAGCUCCUCUAUUAUUCGCCGCGAACAUUCAGAGGCGCGAUGCCGUAGCUACGAUUCGCCACUUCAUCGUCGCCUGCACGGCCGAGAGAUGAGAGACGGCGAUAUUUCGAUCUCCGUGUGGAGGACGCGGAAGUCGGGAUAUCAAUCGGGACUGUAAAGAAAAUAAAAUGAAACCGGCGUAGAGUUACGUGUACGUCGUCGUCUUAUAAUUUUUGGUAGAAAAUUUCGCAAGCUCGAAUCGCCGACACGUUCGGCAUCUCUCGGGUCAAAUGUCUUAGCUUUUCGUUUUACCACCGCAAGAGAUGCCGGGUACUAGAUUUCUUUCUGGUACAGCAUAUAGAGAGAUACGCAACGUAUACAGCUGCGUGCGUAUGUAUAUGGUCGUAAACGUUUUAUUCUCCUCUAUCUAUUUCUCUAUCUCAAACAGAUCCGCGUAAGUCGGCGUUUAUACCUCCGUUGUAUACGGAGGUAUACUUUAUACCCACACCUAAAUGCCACCUUCGCAAUCUUCCAGCUCUUUCAGCGGCGUCGGAGGCAAAAGUCGAGUUCGGUGGCGGGACUCGGUAGCGUCGCAUGUCCAUAUGGGUAUUUUCCCUACCCGGUUUCUCGUUCCUCACCGGCUAACCUACGAUAUUCCCUCUUUCUCCGUCGCUCCGCGGCGUUCCUCGUUUUCCAUCCAUUGCCCCGAAGUGCCUGCGACGAACGCUCAACGGCGUACGUCGGACGGUGAAUGCGAAGGUAUAGUGGGUGGGCAGUCUCACCGAGCGCCGACGACGACGGUCGCGGCAGCGCGCGGCGGAGUUAACUCUUAGCCUGGCGCCGUGCCGUCGCUGCCCCCUUCGCCCUUCACCCGCCCCCCGACGUCGCCCCUCGACGCGAUCCGCCCGACCCACGGGAGGGAGAGAGAGGACAUUACGGAGGGAAUAUACGGAACGAGAGGGAACUCCUCGACCGCGCAGAGAUUUCCAGGCCUAGGACUACGACCGCGUGUACAAUGCCCGUACCGCGUCCCCCCACCCUUCGAUCGUUCCUUUCACCCCUUAACUUCGACAACCCCCACCCCUCCGACACCCUCGACCGAGAGACGGACGACGAGCGUUGCCGAUACCGAGAGCGAAUCGCUGGCUCCCUGUCGCGGCCGCUCCUCUUCGACUCCGUCUGCCGAACUCCUCCGCUUACGCGAACACGUCGGUGGGAGUGCAACGAGGCACCAACGCACACCGAUAAUAUCCGAGGCUCUGCAGGCCCUCCUCGAGUCUUCGGUCGACCGUCGUCCGAUAGCUCAACGCGCCGAACGCGCCGACGAACAAAAUUCAGUCUGUUGCCGUACGCACGUCGACGCACAUCGGCGACGACAGGAUCUCCCUCUCGAAGUAACGCGCGCUCCACGUUUCACGUUUGAAGUAAUAAAUUUAAAGAGGCGUGUUCGAUUUUUCGUGAAAGUGAAUUUCGACGAACAUCGAACGAAUGCUACUGCGUUAAUUCGGGCGCACGAACGAACUCAAGAUUCAAUUAACUCGUCGCGAAUAUAUCGUCGACGAAAGAUAUUCGUAAAUAAAGCGGUACACGCAGCGCAGUUGUGCAUGUGAAACUUAUGUCGUUGUUGGUGUGGUUUUAUUUUAACAUGUUUUAAAAAAAUAAGAAAGAAAAAAAAAAGGACGAACUAUAAAAGGAUUCGUUUGAUAGAAAGUGACUCUGAUCUGGUGGUGACCGCAACUACUCAUUUUUGGAUUAUAAAUACAAUUAGUGUGGAUUAUACGACGUUCUCAUUUAUACCGCGUUGUGGUAUAAAACAUUAUAAUUUUUGGAUCAUUUUGUGCGCCGAUGUCAAGAUGAACAACCACGUGGUAGAGACUACUUCCGAGCUUUCCGCUUUCAUGAAAGCUGGCGUGAUGUCCGCAUCGGAAAGAGACGCCGGUUUCUGCAGCGGUGGGGACGAGGAUGACAUGUCCGGAUUGCAUUCGCCGAGUGCCUCCGAGGACAGCGUCGAGGUCCAGGUUACGCCUAUCUCGUUGAGAAACAAACGAAAGCUCGCGGAACCGAGGAAAAUACAGGAGCCCUGCACGGCGCCGCUGAAAAAACGACGAUUCGAACAGGUCGAGGAGGUGGCUUCGCUCGGCGACGACGAAUCCAGACCGGCCGGAUGCGCCUCGCCGAGUCCAUUCCGACCUUGGAGCACCUCGACGACGAAGAAUAUCGAGAGCAAAUCACCGCAGAGCAACGACAACAAGAGCGCGACGAUCCACCUCGACGAGGAAUCGCGGAGGAGGCAGGAGGCCCGUUUCCAGGAAGAAGUCCUCCUCAGACUCAGGGAAUCCGGCACUCCGACUCCGGUCUCGUCCGCCUCACCCUCCGUUCACCAUCGCAGACACGAGACUCUCCAGAGGUUCGAACCUCCGACGAUUCCUCCGCCGCCUCCCGCCGCGACGAUCCUUCCCCAUCCCCGGCUACAGGAGGAACCUCUGGCGCUCGUACUUCGGGGAGAGGUGCCGAGAGUGCCGGCGCAUCCCGGUGUUAACGGUACCUACGAGAGGCAAAAUUUUCCCAUGGAGCACGUCAUCCAGCACGGAGGCGGAGGUUCGGAUCCUCACGGUAGAUCGCAGAGCGGCCAACAGCGUAAUUAUAAGAAUAUGACACGGGAACGUAGGAUAGAGGCGAACGCCAGGGAGAGGACGAGAGUUCACACGAUAAGCGCGGCCUUCGAUACGCUCAGACGAGCCAUUCCUGCCUACUCGCAUAAUCAAAAAUUAUCGAAACUAUCGGUACUGAGGAUCGCCUGCAGCUAUAUUAUGACCUUAAGUAAAAUCGCCAAUACACCGGAAGGCGACGGACCGACGAGCGCCGCUCUCGGUGCCUGCGUAGAUUUGGUAUCCCGCACUAUUCAGACGGAAGGUAAAUUGCGAAAGAAAAAGGACGAGUGAAUUACGGUUCGAACGCCACCUUCGUAAUUAUGUCGGUACGAACUCGUUGACGAAUUCGUCGUGAAUGAUAAUAAUAGUAAUAAUAAUAUUUAUAAUAAUCGUUACUAUUAUUCUUAUAAUUCUAAUAAUUAUAACGAAAUAUUGAGGAAAGAAAUAACAUGAAUAUCGGUUUCGUUUCUUUGCUUUUUGUUUUUUAUAUAAUUACCUGACUUCUAUUCAAUGAUGCUCAAUGCUGUGCUCGCCAAGAUAUGCUUAGGUAUGUAAGUUAGUUGGUAAGACUUGCCAGACACCUUUGACAAUAAAGUUUUAGGGGUAACCGAUCUAGAGAUAACAAAAAAGUAUAUACUUAUAUACACAUAUAUAUAUAUAAUAUAAACGAAAACCGGAGAUACCGGGCGUCACAGGAAAAAUCUAAUCACGAUGAUCGCUCGGUGACAAAAUUCGCGUGCUUAAGUUUUUUGGGUUUGGAUUUUUUUUCCCCUUUUAUUCAAUGACAUUUGCAUCAAAGUUAUCCGUGAUCGAAAUUUCAGUUUUUUUUUCUACUACGUUAAUGGAUCAGCAGCGUUCCGCGACGUCGAUCCUGGGAUGUGAUGAUACAGUAGCGAUGAAUAUUGAAGCGUACGUUUUUACGAGAAAAA